This is a messenger RNA of Cornus florida, 1995 nucleotides long. Its product is annotated as disease resistance protein RUN1-like. Lineage: Eukaryota; Viridiplantae; Streptophyta; Magnoliopsida; Cornales; Cornaceae. The record is from RefSeq and is a predicted model, not a curated record. Gene Ontology annotation, biological process: defense response. Gene Ontology annotation, molecular function: ADP binding. Bases 1 to 1995 code for a protein of 664 amino acids. The transcript has 4 exons.
AUGUGUUGUAACCUUGAUAGGAAUGAGGCUGCCUAUAUUCAACGACUUGUUGAUUAUAUUUCAAGUACAUUGCAAUGUAAAACAUUCAAAGUUGCUGAACAUGAAGUGGGUAUUGAUUCCCGUGCAAACAAGCUAAUCAUGAAGUUAAAUGAAGAGAGAUCAGAAGAGAGACUCUUUCUGGGGAUUUAUGGAAAGGGAGGAAUUGGCAAGACAACUCUUGCCAAAGCUGUGUAUAAACGAAUAGCAAAUGAGUUUGACUGUUCUUGUUUCCUUGAAAGUGUUAGAGAAAGGUCAAAUCAACCCGAUGGUAUGGCUAAAGUACAAAUAAAGCAUCUUAGAGAGACCCUAAUGGAUAAUAAAAUAAACUCAGAUUUGGUAGUCACAGAGAUAAAGAAUAGACUUGGAAACAAAAGGGUUCUUAUAAUUCUUGAUGAUGUAAAUCAUGAGAAACAAUUAGCCAGUUUGGUUGGAAUUCCAUAUAAUUGGUUUGGUCCAGGAAGUAAAAUCAUCAUAACAACCGGAUAUAAAUGCUUGCUGGAAAAGAACAAUGGUAAAACAUUCGACAUUGAGGCAUUAAAUGACAGGGAAGCACUUGAACUCUUCAGUUGGCAUGCAUUCCGGCGGAGUGAGCCUGUAGAGGAAUAUAAGGAACUUUCACAACGUGCAAAAGAUUAUGCCAAUGGCCUUCCACUUGCUCUUGAAGUUUUGGGUUCCUGUGUCCGUCAAAGAAGCAAACCUGAGUGGUUAAGUAUAUUCGAUAGGUUGAAGACCACACUUCCCAUUCAUGAAGUUCUAAAGUUAAGGUAUGAUGGCCUCGAUAAGAAAGAGCAGAAUAUGUUGCUCGAUUUGGCAUGUUUCUUCAAAGGAUAUGACAAGGACCAUGUAGGGGAAAUUUAUUGUGGUGUUUUAAAAUAUGACCCAAUUUUUGGAAUGCAAGUUCUUAAUGAAAGUUGCCUCAUUAAUACAUCAAAAGACAACAAGUUGUUGAUACAUGAGUCCAUACAAGAAAUGGGCAGAGAAAUUGUUUGUCAAGAAUCUGAAGAGCCUGGAAAACACAGCAGGGUGACGGAAAAUAUUCAGAGCAUUGUGUUUGACGGAAAAGGGACGUUCCAUGUAAGUGCCCAUGACUUCGAGAAGGUGAAGAAACUAAAAUUUCUCAAAAUCAGUGGUGUGUUACUUGAUAGAUGCCCCGCAUCUCUUUCAAAUCAGUUACCUUAUCUUGAAUGGAACGGUUACUCUCAAAAAUAUUUGCCACGCAAUUUUCAUCCAAAAAAUCUUGUUCAACUUCGACUUCCUCACAGCCAACUCAAACAAAUUUUCAUGGACAAAAAGGUUCAUCCGUCCAUUGCAUUUCAUCAAAGUCUUGUUUCUUUGGAUCUCCGUAAAUGUGAAAAUCUCAGAAGGCUCCCUGAAAGGGUUAAUCUGAUCUCUCUCAGAUCCCUUGAUCUCAGUGGCUGCUCAAAAUUUAAGAAGUUUCCAGAGAUCCAAGGACCCAUGGAUUGUUUGGAACAACUUUUUUUAGAUGGCACUGCAAUAGAAGAUAUACCUCCAUCAGUUAAACAUCUCAAAGGGCUCCAGGUUUUAAAUCUGAAAGAUUGCAAAAAGCUUGAAAGUUUGCCGAGCGAAAUUGGUGAAAUGAAGAGUUUAGAAGUUCUUUGGUUGGGAGGAAGUGAAGUUAUUACUGGGCAGCAACAACUCUCUGGCUUACCACCAAGCUUCACUCAGCUCACAAAUCUCCAGCGACUUUAUUUAGAUGGUUGUUUAAGCCUCAAAACCGUGAAGUCACUUCCAUCGUCUAUACGUUUUGUUCGUGCAAGAGGUUGUGUAUCAUUUGAACAGUAUUCCAUUCCAACAAGUGAAGGUAGUCCAGAUGAUCGACGAUGGAUUUUCACAGACUGCGUCAAACUGGGUAAGAAUCAUGGGAACAAACCAUAUAUGUAUUCAAAAAGUCAACUUAUGUAUAUGUUUCUUAGAAACCAUAGUGAUAGUUUGUAA